This is a messenger RNA of Anguilla rostrata (American eel), 1646 nucleotides long. It is a transcript of the gene mrpl3, whose product is annotated as mitochondrial ribosomal protein L3. Gene Ontology annotation, biological process: translation. The record is from RefSeq and is a predicted model, not a curated record. Lineage: Eukaryota; Metazoa; Chordata; Actinopteri; Anguilliformes; Anguillidae. The coding region runs from base 157 to 1203 and encodes 348 amino acids. Gene Ontology annotation, cellular component: ribosome; mitochondrial large ribosomal subunit. The transcript is spliced from 10 exons. Gene Ontology annotation, molecular function: structural constituent of ribosome.
UAUUUUACUGUAGUACCCGGAAGUUCUCAGGGUGACAUUUCUCAUAACAACAUGCACCGGCGUGAUAGCUAACAUGUGUUGCUAAUGUUACAUUUAAAUUGGAAACGCAGAUUUAAUCGUAUCCAUACAUAGAAUAUUAAAGGUUCCUAAAUUAGGAUGGCAGCUUGGGGCUGCAGGUUUCUGAGGCUGGGAGAUCCGCUUUUAAGAGGAACACGUUUUAUUGUCAGCCGAUCAGCGCCAACAGGGGAAAGCAGUGUGCUUGGUGUCCAAUUUGUGCGGACAAUCAAAAGCACGACAUGGUGGGACGAACACCUCUCAGAGGAGAAUUCCAGCUUUCUGAGAAAAGUGAUUCCAGAGGAGUACAGCAGCCAAACCGACAGCAUGCUCAACCCCCUUAAAGAUGAGCCCUGGCCGAGGCACAAGUGGGAGGAAGGGAGUCGGAGAGUUGGUCUGGUGGCUUUGAAGAUGGGCAUGAUGCCCAUCUGGACCAAAACUGGAGAUAAACGCGUGGUCACCAUGCUCCAGGUGCUGGACUGCCAUGUCAUUAAGCACUUGUCCAAAGAAGACUUUGAUGGGCACACUGCAGCUCUCAUCGUGGGCGGCAAAAACGUGUCUCCGUUCUAUAGGUCGGAGGAGCACAUGGAGAUGUUCCGGAACGCCGGGGUCCCUCCAAAGCAGAAGCUGACGACGUUCAAGGUGUCCGAUAAUGCCAUCAUAAAACCAGGCACUCCGCUCUACGCAGCCCACUUCCGUCCGGGCCACUACAUUGAUGUCACAGCCAAAACAAUCGGGAAGGGCUUUCAGGGCGUCAUGAAGAGGUACGGGUUCAAAGGUCAGCCGGCGUCCCACGGGCAGACCAAGACCCACAGGAGGCCGGGGGCUUCCGGCCCCGGAGGGGACCCAGCCAAAGUGUGGAAGGGGAAGAAGAUGCCGGGUCGGAUGGGGAAUGUUUACGACACCGCCUUCGGGCUGAAGGUUUGGAGAAUCAACACCAAACACAACGUCAUUUACGUGAACGGAUCGGUUCCCGGGCACAGGAACUGCUUAGUCAAGGUGAGAGACACCAUCGUGCCCACGCGUUUGGGGGCCGCACAGAACCCCCCGUUCCCCACCUUCUUCGCUGACGGGGACGAAGAGCUCCCAGAGGACCUCUACGAUGAGGACGUGUUCCAGUUUGGGGAGCCCUCGGUCUCCUUGGCCUGAAAACUCGGCUGGCGUCUGGGAAAUGCGGACCAUGUGACAUCCAUGUGUCCUCUACUUGUCUUUGGGCUCUCGUCGCUAUGGUGACCUACUUUCUUUAAUACAAAGGCAGGGCAGCGAGCACAGGGCCAGAGAAGACGCGGAGUACAGGAUUUCUAAAGAAGAACGGCUCCCUGCUCUUUGCAGUUACUGAAAAACAAUUCUGGCCUCAUCUGGCAGUUAUUCACAAAACAGUUGGCCCACCCUGUGUAUUUAUGUUUAAAACAGAAUAGCCGUUAAAGUUGACAUAUUUUGUCUUCUAGGCUGAUAGUACAUCAGAGUAAUAAUAUGGUUCUGAGGCCUGUAGGUGUUGAUGAAGCCCAAUUCACUCAGCUCCUGAAACCUGUCAUGUUUAUAAAAAAUAUAUAAAAUAAAAUAAAAUCAAUAAAAUAACAUGAAAUAAAUAA